UUCAGACUUUAUAAUAGGUAAUACAAAAAUAAGGAAAUUCUAUUUUAUAAUCUCUCACUAACAUGGUACAUUUUUGGUAAAAAUGUUUGGCAAACAUUUGGCACUUUUGAUAGUUAUCCUUGCUAAUGUGGACUAUGAAGUAUCAGGUCUCCCAUUUCAGUCUACUGACAAUCUUCUAACAUCAGAUGUUUUGCCAAAUUUCAACGGCGUUGUUGGUGGUGGCCAUUUAAAUUUAGUUGAUAUUGAUACUUUAUCUCCAAGUAGACGUAAAACAAAAGGAAAGGGGACCGAGUUCGAUGCAGCAACUGUUGUGGAAGUACUAGAAAAAUUAAGACAAGCCCUCGAUGCUGCUCAAUUUGAUGAUGAAGAAACAGACGACAUAUUCACUAGGAGAGCUAAUAAACAAUCGAAAAAUUCAAAGAAUAAUAAAAAUGAUGACAGUCAAUCAUCAAAAGUGAACAAUAAAAAUGAAUCUUCGAACUCAUCCAAUUCAACCUCGGGUAGUGACAAAAAUCAGUCAUCAAAUUCAUCCAGCUCGGGAAGUGACAAAAACCAGUCUUCAAAUUCAUCAAGCUCAGGAAAUGACAAAAAUCAAUCUUCUAGUUCAUCCAGCUCGGGAAGUGACAAAAACCAGUCUUCUAGCUCAGGAAAUGACAAAAAUCAAUCUUCAAAUUCAUCAAGCUCAGGAAAUGACAAAAAUCAAUCUUCUAGUUCAUCCAGCUCGGGAAGUGACAAAAACCAGUCUUCCAGCUCAGGAAGUGACAAAAACCAGUCUUCAAAUUCAUCCAGCUCAGGAAGUGACAAAAACCAGUCUUCAAAUUCAUCAAGCUCAGGAAAUGACAAAAAUCAGUCUUCCAGCUCAGGAAGUGACAAAAACCAGUCAUCAAAGUCUUCCGGCUCUGGAGGUGACAAAAAUCAAUCUUCAAAGUCUUCCGGCUCUUCAAGUGACAAAAGCCAGUCUUCAAAUUCCUCAAGCUCAGGAAAUAACAAAAAUCAGUCUUCAACGUCGUCCAGCUCGGGAAAUGGCAAAAAGCAAUCUUCCAGCUCAGGAAGUGACAAAAACCAGUCAUCUAAGUCUUCCGACUCUGGGAGUGCCAAAAAUCAGUCUUCAAAGUCGUCCAGCGCUGGAAAUGACAAAAAUCAAUCAUCAAAUUCAUCAAGCUCAGGAAAUGACAAAAACCAGUCUUCAAAUUCAUCAAGCUCAGGAAAUGACAAAAAUCAGUCUUCCAGCUCAGGAAGUGACAAAAAUCAGUCAUCAAAGUCUUCCGGCUCUGGAAGUGACAAAAAUCAAUCUACAAAGUCUUCCGGCUCUACAAGUGAUAAAAGCCAGUCUUCAAAUUCCUCAAGCUCAGGAAAUGACAAAAAUCAGUCUUCAAAGUCUUCCAGCUCUGGCAGUGACAAAAAUCAGUCUUCAAAGUCUGCCAGCUCGGGAAGUGACAAAAGCCAGUCUUCAAAUUCAUCAAACUCAGGAAAUGACAAAAAUCAGUCUUCAAAGUCUUCCGGCUCUGGAAGUGACAAAAACCAGUCAUCGAAGUCUUCCAGCUCUGGAAGUGACAAAAAUCAGUCAUCAAAGUCGUCCAGCUCUGAAAAUGACAAAAAGCAGUCUUCCAGCUCAGGAAUCAUCAAAGUCUUCCAGCUCUGGAAACGACAAAAAUCAAUCUUCAAAGUCUUCCAGCUCUGGAAAUGA
Papilio xuthus (Asian swallowtail) is the source of this 1687-nucleotide messenger RNA. RefSeq lists its product as uncharacterized. Lineage: Eukaryota; Metazoa; Arthropoda; Insecta; Lepidoptera; Papilionidae. The transcript is spliced from 3 exons. The coding region runs from base 83 to 1687 and encodes 534 amino acids. The record is from RefSeq and is a predicted model, not a curated record.